GUUAUUUCUUCCUAAAUACACAAUCUACACUGACCCUGUGCACUCUUUCAGUUCCUAGCAAGGCUCGGGAGGUAACCUAGAUAACAGUGCUAACUAAAACCCUGAUCCAGUCACCAUAUUCAAGAUAGCUAAGCUAGCCUAGCUAGGUUGAAAGCAGUAAUGGAGGUGUUACCUAAUGAAGAUCUGCCUUUGGAGCCCAUCAGAUCUGAAAAUGUUGUGAUUCGUGGCAAGGAGUUUUUGAGCUUUUUGGGCCAAACCCUGGUGCCGCCCUGCGAGCAGGAUUGGUUUGUUGAAUCUAUUGUGCCAUCCUUAGCUUGUAUGGCUGUGGAAAAUGGUGACCUCCUUUCACUACAGCAGUUUCUGCCUCUGUUGCAUUGGACCACUGGAGAUUAUGAUGACACCACUGCCCUACAUAAAGCCUGUGAGCUGGGUAAAUUGGAUAUUGUGAAGUUCCUUGUGGACAAAGAAGCAUUUUCUCAGCUAAACUGUUUUGAAAAAAACACCCUCCUUCUACUGGCCAUUAGAAACAGGCACUUGGACGUUGUGGAGUUCCUGCAUAUGAAAGGAGCCACUGUGGAAAUGCAUUCAGUGAUGGUUGCUACAGAGAUAAUCCAAGCUGUUAAAAAGAAGGAUUAUGGUUUGCUGCGUGCCUGGUACCUAGCUGGAGUGGACAUGGACAGUAAGGACUACAAUGGCCACACUGCCAUGGACCAUGCACGUCGACUGAAAGACGAGGCCAUAGUUCACAAACUUCAGGGGUACGGAGCAAAUCUUCUGGGAGCUGUGAAGGCAGACAGUGCUGAACAAGAUUCAUCUUCAGAGGCUAUAUUUUAUCCUGUCUCUACCCAUCACUUCCCCACCAAACAGGCAGAGCUGCAGCAGAAGGAAAACUAUGUGUAGUGUUUCUCCUCACACUUCUUUUAGUAGUUUGAAAACAUUGUUCUUUGAUAAUCUCUUUUACUUAAAUGUUCAUAUUCUCUCUCAAUGAAUUUAAGUCAAAUUACUGUUCUGCUGGUUUAUUAUAAAUUGAGUGUUGGUUUUCAGUUAAUAUUUAGCACGUACUGAUAAAACUGGAAAAUAUUCUUACUAUUUUCACAACUGUAGUUGUUUUUUCUAAUUAAAACCAGUCAGUGAGUUUGUUAACUUAAUUCUAAAUGUUUCAUCUGAUUACACAACAUUAAAUGCUUUGCCAGGACUGUAUGCACCUUAAAAUGCUCCCUGGAUUCACUAAUUAUACUUUGAUACAGAAAGUGUAUGAUGGUAUUACUGGCACACUUUCACUUAAUCCCAGAGAAUGAGGUCAAUGUAGUUUUAUUCGUUUAAGAUUUCUCUUACAAGGACUGAACUCCAUGAGGCCUACAGAAGCUGUGAAAUGAUGGUUAACUUCUUAGAGCCCCAAUAUAGGAUAGGAUAGUGUGUCUACUGAAAUGUACUGACAUUAGUGUAGUUAAAACAAGGUUUCAAAGAGUCAAAGUUUGUGGGAAUGUGAGAUUAAAAUGGUGCACUUUGGUGACAUCUGCUGAUGAAAUGUAAGUAUAUGCACUAGAAAAACAAAAACGUGCAUGUUCAUUUAUAAAUAGUCUAUUAGAUUUCCAUUACAGACUAAAUGUUUUAAUCUGUUUAAUAAGUUAAAAUUAAGAAUAUAAAAGGUUUAAAAUGAA
This is a messenger RNA of Astyanax mexicanus (Mexican tetra), 1661 nucleotides long. Its product is annotated as 60 kDa lysophospholipase. NCBI's taxonomy places the organism in Eukaryota, Metazoa, Chordata, Actinopteri, Characiformes, Acestrorhamphidae. Gene Ontology annotation, cellular component: cilium. Gene Ontology annotation, molecular function: protein binding. The record is from RefSeq and is a predicted model, not a curated record. The transcript has 7 exons. Bases 160 to 900 code for a protein of 246 amino acids.